This is a messenger RNA of Nicrophorus vespilloides, 3071 nucleotides long. RefSeq names its product centrosomal protein of 104 kDa. Bases 219 to 2933 code for a protein of 904 amino acids. Gene Ontology annotation, cellular component: cilium. Lineage: Eukaryota; Metazoa; Arthropoda; Insecta; Coleoptera; Silphidae. The transcript is spliced from 13 exons. The record is from RefSeq and is a predicted model, not a curated record.
UCGCCGCCGCCACCGUCUGGAUCAAUAAAAUCCAAUUGCGCUCCAGGUUCUAUCUAAUGCAGUCGACGAGGCACAAUACACGUGAAGGAGGUCGGAUGGCUAGCUGCAAUUAAGAAUCGAUAGUUCAACAGGGAGAAGCAAAAAAAAGAGUGUACUUAUUACGUCUUCAAUAGGAAAUGUUGCACAGGAAUAGUGUUUAUAGUUUCAACUGAGAUAAAAUGCCCAAGCAAAUCGAGUUUAGUGUGGUCUAUGUAACAGAUGAGGAUCCCAAAUUCAAAGCAAACGAAUUAAACAAUCAUGGACCGACGGUCAAAGGAUGGCAAUCGCAAAAGAACUGCGACUAUCCUCAGGAAAUCAUCAUACAACUAGCGAAGCGAUGCUACCUGAGCAAGAUACAGCUGCUGAUGCAUCAGUAUCUGAUACCAUCAAAGGUGGAACUGUUUGCAAGUAACGAAGACACCAAUACCGUGGUGGACGUGAACGGCAUUAGUUGGGAUUACUUGGGUUACGUAACUCUGUCCGAUAACCAGAGCACUGGCUUCAAGAGUCGUGAGCUUAAAUCGGCCAACGUUCCCACCACAAUUGCUUCCUUCUUGAAGCUCAAACUCAGCAAAAAUCAUAACAACACUUAUAACAUACAUAACCAGGUGAGUUUGAUUGCUAUCAACAUACUUGGAAUUGAAAAGGAAAUGCCACGGAAAUCGUCUUGCGGUGAUGUUGUUGAAUUGGAUAAGCUCGAUGCUAUACUGAAUGAUCCCGAUUACGUUUCGCCUUACGAUGAUCUGGCUUUUGACAUGUAUGUUGACGUUGAGGUCGCAAGGAUUAUUCGCGAAAUGGAACUGAAGAAACACGUGGCAGUAAUUAACGAACGUUUUGAAUAUGCGAGGAAGCUGAAACAGGCUAUGGAACAAUUGAAGGAAGCAGGAGGGAAACUGGGUAAGUAUGAAUUGGAAAAGAGGCACGCCAUCGAAUUAGAAGAUUACGAAAGAGCCAGCCACAAGAAGAAUCAAAUGGAUGAGUUUAGGACCGGCAUUUACCAACAGCUUAACAUUGAUCAGCUUUUAGAAAUGAAAGGAAUUUGUCCGAAGAAUGACGAAUUUGCGGAUGAGACUGAUAAACAGCAACCCUUGUCACCGUCAGCUUUAAGAAUACCGGAUGGAAAGAGAUCCACCUCACCUAGUGCUCCGCACAUAUAUCAUGCACCACCAUCGCCUUUGCACAAGCACCAGAGCCCAAAGACUGGGUCUCCAAGCACUGGUAGUCCCACCAAUCUGCAGCACCGAAAUUCCUUCAGGAGGAGAAAUAAAUCGGCAGGAUCCAUAGUUAAAUCGACUUACGAACAAUACGAAGAAAAACCGUUGCCUACGCUAAGACAUUCUCAAACGAAUGAAUUUUUAAGAGAAUGCCAAAUGGACAUAGAACACAGAGCGGCGUCAUCGAAGUUGACGGAACGUGAGAAGAAGCAAGCAGCGCUACCAAUUCUUGUCUUCGGGGCGGAACUGGUUGAGAAGUUUUACUCGAAGCACUACCUAGACAAGGAGGAAGGUCUAAACUGCCUUAAAGAUGAUUUACUAGCUUACGACCAUACCCGAAUGCACACCGCCAACAAGACUGGAAGAGCAGCUAUCUUUUUGCUGCACCGUGCACUUCGCGACAAGGUCUUCUCCGUUUACAACCUGGCGAACGAAGUUAUACGUUUGUACUUUGUACAGUACAUUCCUGGCAGAGUAUCUCCAGCAGAGGUAUCAAGAAGCGUGGAUAAACUCCUACCAGAACUACUCACCAAAUCAGGCGAUACAAGCGCUCGCAUCCAUCAUAUGGCCGUCCACACCAUACUUACUAUGGCUGAUUGCAAGGAUGUCAGGGCUUUACAUUUGAUUCCAGUGCAUCUGAGCAGGCCGAUCACAAGCAGCACUCAUCCCAGACUUGCUUUGAGUCGCGCUGAGAUGGUAGAACAAUUGAUCAUCAAUCAAGGAAUAUCAACUGAUAAACAAAGUGGCUUAACAUGUCGAACUUUGUCGGAGUUCGGUUCGAGCGGUAUCCACCAUCCUGCUGAGGCUGUGAGAAAAGUCGCUGAGCGAAUUCUAGUCUUAGUGUAUAAGGUGAACCCGCGACUAGUGCGUAAACAACUUCCCCCAGAUGAUGACAUUACCAGGAGGAAUCUUCUUUAUAGACAACUCUUCCAUGAAUUUGACAAAAUCGAUGUUGAGAGGAAGAAGGAACUAUUAGAGAGAAAUCGUCUAAUUCAACAGUGCUCCAUCAGCACAAAUCCAGACUGUACCAGCCCCGAACCUCCCGUCCAAACGAUAAAUAAGUGUCAGAGCUCGUCUAAUAUAGCAAGCACAUUCAGCUAUGACCAGAACGGCACCGAACGUAAACCAGGUUACCAAUUGACAAAGAGCAUCAGCGGCGGUAAUAUCGUAAAGAUCAACAUGCAGACGACAAAUAACGGUGAUCUAACAUUGGAGAGACAUAACGCUAGCAGCGGAAUUUCCACUCCCAGCAAUAGUUCACAACGCGAUGAAGAGGAGAAACAUUGCAUAUUCUGCGGUCAAUCCGAGGCGAGCAUCUUCCAGGUCAGUAAUUCAAUGAAUUCGCACUACUGGCGCUCGUGUCCGAUGCUGGUGCGCUGCAGGGAGUGCAGCCAGGUCGUCGAAGUUGCUUCACUCACCGAUCACCUCCUGAUGGAGUGCGAAAAUCGUGAUUUCUACACGCAGUGUUCGUCGUGUACGGAGGCCGUCAAAGUAGUUGAGUUACAGAUACACGCGCUCCACUGUUCCGAGAUCGCCGAGGGCUGCAAUCGCUGCCCUCUAUGUCAUGAUAAUUUGGAGGAUGAAGAAUUCGUAUGGAAGCAUCAUCUGAUGGGAGACAAACCGUGCGCGAAGAGCACGCGCACCAGGUCACUCCCAAAACAGGUCAAAAUCAAGUUGUGAAUAGAUUUGCACAAAUCUGGCAAAAAUGCCAUCUAGUCGCGGUUUUACCUAUAUUGUUAUAAACAAAUACAAGGUAUUACUAAUGUAAACGUCCAUAAAAUUUAAUGUUAAAUAUUUUACAUUUAUAUAAUUAUUAUU